CAUUUGACCGAAAGCUAAGUUAUUUAUAUCUAAAGGAACAAGGAUCAAAUUUCACAAUUAAAAGAUUCUUUUUUCUCCUUUCGUUAAUGGUAAAUCAAUGUUCUAGAUAUCCUAAAUCACCACACACAAUAUAUAAUUUACAAACAUGCAUUUAACAUGAAUACAUUAAGUAUAAAAAAUUGCCAACCGUAGAAUAACAAUUACAAAUCGAAUAUAUACAAUAGAUGGCAGCAGGAAUAUAAUGUAGAAGUACGCACGUCCUCCCAAUUAUCAAGAAACUUAACACCUUUGACAAGCAAAUGUUGUCUUCUAUAAAUAUUAUUAUUACUCCAUUUAUUUCGUCUGUCAUUUGCAAAACAACUAAGGAAAAAUUUGAGGACAAUUAAUGAAAAUGAAGUUGUUCUUCUAUAUUUUCGUGCUGUUAAGUGCCUUCAUUAUUGGUAGAGGUGCAAUGGCAGAUCAUGAGCAGCCACACAAUGUGAAUGGUAUAUUUCCUGCAGUAUUUGUGUUCGGAGACUCUUUAGUUGAUACUGGCAACAACAAUUGGUUCCCAACGUUAGCCAAAGGGAAUAUGCCACAACAUGGAAAGAACUUUGAAGGGGGAAAGGCAACUGGAAGAUUUUGUGAUGGAAAAAUUCCCUCAGACAUUCUUGUGGAAGAAUUGGGAAUAAAAGAGUUGUUGCCUCCAUAUCUUGAUCCAACAUUAGAAGCUAAGGAUCUCAUAACAGGAGUUAGCUUUGCUUCAGCAGCUUCAGGAUAUGAUCCACAAACUGGUGCUUUCUUGGUAUAUUUAUAUAUUUUUCAUUUCCCUAUCUUAUAUAGAGUCCGGAGCCUGUCUCCUUCACGAUGUUGCCCUAUAGGCUCCGGACUCAUCUUUUAUAUAUAUACAUUGUAUAAAAUGUUUUUCAUUAUUGAUCAUUAUUAUUUUGUGAUGAAAAUGCAGCCAGUUCUACCACUUCAAAAACAGUUAGAAUUGUUUAAGGAAUAUAUUGGUAAAAUUAAAGGUAUUGCUGGAGAAACAAGAGCCUUAGAAAUAGUGAAGGAGAGCCUUUAUGUAGUAGCCACGGGGAACAAUGACAUUCAAUUGAAUCCUUCUUCCUCUCUAAAUCCAUCAUACAUCGAUAUCAUGCUCAACUUUGCUUCCACUUUCUUGCAGGUAAUAAUUUCAAUUCACAUGCACCCUACUACUUUUAAUUCUUUAUAUAUAGUUGAAUCAACGGCAGGGAGCUAUUGCUUUGAUCUAAAUAAGUUGGGGGCACGUAAGAUUGGUGUAGCUGGUGUAUUAGCAAUGGGAUGCCUGCCAGUUAUCAGAAAUACUCUAGGAGGAAUUGAAAGAAAUUGUGUAGAUUCUGUCAAUGAGAAAGUAUACAUGUUCAACAACAAGCUCUCUACUGAGAUAAACUCUCUUAGUAACAAAUUUCCAGAUGCCAAAAUGGUUUACAUUGACGUUUACAAUAUCAUGCUUGAUCUACUCAACAACCCUACAAAAUAUGGUUAUAAGAUAACGAAAAAUGGGUGCUGCGCUUUUCUUGGAAGAGUAGAUUUGCUAGCUUAUUGCCCCAUUGCAUGUUCAAAUGAUUAUGACUACCUUUUUUGGGAUGGUUACCACUUCACAGAGAGGAAUUAUAGAAUCGUGGUCAAACAAAUACUCCAGCAGCAUCUUCAAACCUUCAUAUCUUCACCAAAUUCACCAUAAACAUUCAUUCCUAUAUGUUCAUAUAUACACACACGAGCACUGUUUGCACUUUCCUCUAUUGUUAGAUUUUUCUUUUGAGGUUCCUUCCUGGCAUUAUUGUUUUACCACACGUUCCACGUUGGUGAAAAUGGCGUUGCCGGAUCUGGGAGCUACCGGAGCCAUUCUAACAAUUUUGCUGCUGAUUAUUUUCCAAUCGAUUACUAUGAGUGAGCUACUUUUACAAAGAGAAAUAUGUGAAAUUGCAUAAGGUAGCCACUUUUACGAUCGUUUAUUUGAGAUUUAGCCAUUAUUUAAGAAGUGAUCAAAUGUUGUUUGAUUUAUUGUCUUGUGUCUCAAAUUUGCCUUGGUGCUCGAUUAAUUUGAAUUUGUGUGUGUAAGCAUAAGGCUCGAAAAUAGGAAUUAUGAUAAUAACAGAAUAACUAUUACCAACCUAUGAGAUCUACGAACCUAAAAAUCAAAUCGAUACUCCCUCCGUUCCAUUUUACGUGACAUAGUUUGACCGUGCAUGAAAUUUAAGAAACAAGGAAAGGCUUGGUGUUUACGAAAUAAGAAUUCGGACUUCCAAAAGAUCCCGGUAGCGAAAA
This is a messenger RNA of Capsicum annuum, 2280 nucleotides long. RefSeq names its product GDSL esterase/lipase At1g58525-like. Gene Ontology annotation, cellular component: extracellular region. The coding region runs from base 386 to 1696 and encodes 436 amino acids. NCBI's taxonomy places the organism in Eukaryota, Viridiplantae, Streptophyta, Magnoliopsida, Solanales, Solanaceae. The record is from RefSeq and is a predicted model, not a curated record. Gene Ontology annotation, molecular function: lipase activity. The transcript has 5 exons. Gene Ontology annotation, biological process: lipid metabolic process.